UCGUUCUCCUAACUUUACCGAUUUCUUUUUUAGAGUUUCAAGUGAACUGGAAAGAGCAAGGUGGUUCAGUUCUCUUGAAGAGGACAGUGAAAAGCGGCGCCAGAAAAGAGAAAAAGAGCUUGCCGACGAUGAACUAAAGAUGGCCAACGAACAAUUCAUAAAAAUUCGCCGUGCUCGACUUAAAAAGUUGUUAACAGAGGAAAAUAUCCAAUACGAGAAAGAGCUCAAUAGUUUCGGAAAAGCGUUCUACAAGAAAAGAAUUUAAGCCUACAUUAGCGUUGUUAAAAAGAUUCCGCGCACCUUUGGCUUAUAAGUUAGAUCUAUCAUCAAUCGUCUUAUUACUACAUGUUAUUAUAUCAUCAGAUAGCUUCAAAGUAAAUAACCGAGAUUUUUUUCUCAAACCCGUAAGACGAAAACGAACGAGAGUAUUAUGGUUUAUUGAGAAUCUUAACGAUCAAAUCCAGAGGUCAACAUAUCUCCGAAGGGCUUCCUUGCGAAAAGACUAUUAACCGACUGUUCCUCCCCCAUCAAAGAGCGACAUCUCCUCAAUAUGCAACAAGAAGCGGACGAAAGGUUAUUUCUCUGGCGUGAAGUGUGACCCAGCCCCUUCUCGUCAUUCCACACUAUGUGUUUGCCCAUCCCCCUCCUCCCUUGCGUUAUUAGGACCGUGCGGAAAAAAAUAAUACCGUUGGUAAUCGAUUGAGAAUGGCUUCUUUACCUGACUUUCGCUGCAGGUUGUGUUGCA
Pocillopora damicornis (cauliflower coral) is the source of this 745-nucleotide messenger RNA. RefSeq lists its product as uncharacterized. The record is from RefSeq and is a predicted model, not a curated record. NCBI's taxonomy places the organism in Eukaryota, Metazoa, Cnidaria, Anthozoa, Scleractinia, Pocilloporidae.